AACGAAGACAGGAGAGAGAAAGCAAAGCGAGGAGGAAGGGAGCGGAAGAACAGUAUAAAUGAGCCAAGUCUCCAGCCCCAUAUUCUCGCCAUUCACAUCUCUGGGACGCAAAUCCAUUGGCUCUCUGAGUUUCGCCUUCUCCCUCCGUUCCCCAGCAGCCACCCCAUCUCCGCUUUCCCUUCGUUUUCCGAUCUCCCCUUCUUCCCCACCACCGUUCACUCGCCUUCGCCUCACUUCCCUCAGAACAAUGGCGUCCCACAUUGUCGGUUAUCCUCGCAUGGGGCCCAAAAGAGAGCUCAAGUUUGCUUUGGAAUCUUUCUGGGAUGGCAAGAGCAGUGCAGAAGACCUGCAGAAGGUUUCAAAAGAUCUCAGGUCAUCCAUCUGGAAGCAGAUGGCUGAAGCUGGCAUCAAGUAUAUUCCCAGCAACACCUUUUCAUACUAUGAUCAGGUUUUGGACACCACAGCAAUGAUUGGGGCAGUUCCUCCUAGAUAUGGAUGGAAAGGUGGUGAGAUCGGGUUUGAUGUAUACUUCUCCAUGGCCAGGGGUAACGCUUCUGUUCCUGCUAUGGAAAUGACCAAGUGGUUUGAUACCAACUACCACUACAUUGUGCCCGAGUUGGGACCGGAUGUUAAAUUUUCAUAUGCAUCGCACAAAGCAGUUGAUGAAUACAAAGAGGCUAAAGCUCUGACAGAUUUGUCAUUCAAUUUGUCUAUGUUGCAGCUUGGAGUCGACACAGUGCCGGUUCUCGUAGGACCUGUUUCUUACUUGCUGCUUUCAAAACCUGCAAAGGGUGUUGAUAAGAACUUUUCUCUUCUUUCUCUGCUAGAUAAAAUCAUUCCAGUUUACAAGCAAGUUGUAUCCGACCUAAAGUCUGCUGGUGCUACCUGGAUUCAGUUUGAUGAGCCCAAGCUUGUGAUGGAUCUUGAAGCACAUGAACUGAAAGCCUUUACUCUUGCCUACUCGGAACUCGAAACAUCCCUAUUUGGUUUGAAUGUUCUGAUCGAGACAUAUUUUGCUGAUGUUCCAGCAGAGGCCUAUAGUGUUCUCACAUCUUUGAAGGGUAUUACUGGGUUUGGGUUUGACCUUGUUCGUGGAGCCAAGACCAUUGAUCUGAUUAAGGGUGGAUUCCCUUCUGGAAAAUACUUAUUUGCUGGUGUUGUGGAUGGAAGGAACAUUUGGGCUAAUGAUCUUGCUGCUUCUCUUGAAGUUCUGCAUUCUAUUGAGGGCAUUGUUGGUAAAGACAAGCUUGUUGUUUCCUCAUCCUGCUCUCUUCUACACACUGCUGUUGAUCUAGUCAAUGAGACCAAGUUAGAUAAAGAGAUCAAGUCAUGGCUCGCAUUUGCAGCCCAAAAAGUACUUGAAGUAAAUGCCUUGGCCAAGGAACUUAGUGGUCACAAGGAUCAGCCAUUCUUCUCAGCUAAUGCUACUGCUCUUGCUUCGAGAAAAUCCUCUCCAAGGGUUACAAAUCAGUCUGUUCAGAUUGCUGCUGCUGCACUAAAGGGCUCUGACCGACGCCGACCCACAACGGUGAGUGCUAGACUGGCUGCUCAGCAAAAGAAAUUGAACCUUCCAAGUCUUCCCACAACUACCAUUGGAUCAUUCCCACAGACGAUGGAUCUUAGGAGGGUUCGCCGCGAAUACAAGGCUAAGAAGAUUUCUGAGGAUGACUAUGUGAAGGCUAUCAAGGAGGAAAUUAACAAAGUUGUCAAAAUCCAAGAAGAACUCGACAUUGAUGUUUUGGUGCACGGUGAACCAGAAAGGAAUGACAUGGUUGAGUACUUUGGUGAGCAAUUGUCGGGCUUUGCCUUCACAGCCAAUGGCUGGGUUCAGUCUUAUGGUUCUCGUUGUGUUAAGCCUCCAAUCAUUUAUGGUGAUGUGAGCCGCCCUAAGGCCAUGACGGUAUUCUGGUCAAGUACUGCCCAAAGUAUGACCAAGCGACCAAUGAAAGGAAUGCUUACUGGGCCAGUCACCAUUUUGAACUGGUCUUUUGUUAGAAAUGACCAGCCCAGGCAUGAGACGUGCUACCAAAUCGCACUUGCCAUCAAGGAUGAGGUUGAGGAUCUUGAGAAGGCUGGAAUAAACGUUAUCCAGAUUGAUGAGGCUGCUUUGAGGGAGGGGUUGCCUCUAAGGAAGUUGGAGCAUGCUUUCUAUUUGGAUUGGGCUGUCCACUCCUUCAGGAUUACCAACUGCGGUGUCCAAGAUACUACCCAGAUCCAUACUCACAUGUGCUACUCAAACUUCAAUGACAUCAUUCUUUCAAUCAUCAACAUGGAUGCUGAUGUAAUCACAAUCGAGAACUCCAGAUCAGAUGAGAAGCUUCUCUCAGUCUUCCGUGAAGGAGUCAAGUAUGGUGCAGGCAUUGGCCCUGGUGUGUACGAUAUCCACUCGCCUAGGAUCCCUUCCACUGAAGAAAUUGCAGACCGUGUGAGGAAGAUGCUUGCUGUCCUUGAGAGCCACGUUCUCUGGGUCAACCCUGAUUGUGGUCUCAAAACCCGCAAGUACGAUGAAGUCAAACCUGCACUCAGCAACAUGGUUGCUGCUGCCAAGCUCCUCAGAGCUGAGCUUGCAAAUGCCAAGUGAGAAAAUUUGGCUUCAAGUGGCGGAAAAGAGUUGCUGCAGCUCUCCGAUAUGUUUGUGAAGCUAAAGGAAAUUUAUGUGUCAAAGUGGAAUAAUUAGCUUCUUUCUCUCUUUCGAUGAGAAAAGCGUUUCCUUUUUUACUUCACUUUCUCUUCUCUCUUCUAGGAUUGUAUGGUGAUGAUUUUGUCCCUCAAAAGUUCUUUAUCCUAUGAAAAAGCUGCUUUUCAUUCUAUCCCCCGUGUUAUCAGGGUGUGUUGUUCCUUGAAUUAACCGUUGCCUGAUUUCUCUGAUGCCUCUUUGUUUAUCAUAAGCAGCAGUUGUCCCAGGGAAAGAUUUUCCAGACCCCAAAUGCAAAAAAUGACUCCCUGAGACAGAUACAGAAGUGUAAGAAUGUACCCUAUAACAAAAUUGCAUCUGUUCACCUGUUCUUUUGUCUUCAUUUUGAAUGGCCAAAUGUAUUGUAUGCCUGUAAGUUUACUUUGUUCUUCUUUCAGUGGCAUCCAAGUGGAAAAGGAAUACAGGAUCAUGCAUCAUCCGAGGCAGCUCUGGCAUCGGCACUUCGAACUUGAGAAACUGGAUAACCUGAGCAGCUGAGGGCCUUUCACUUUCAGUAGGCAUCAAGAACAUUCCCAUUUUUAUGAUGUGCCCAAACCUCUUUAACCAAGAGCAAAGGAUCACCAUCUCUGUAAUUCCUCUGCCCACAAGCAAGUUCCAGACCCACAACCCCAAAGCUGAACACAUCAGCAGGUUUGCUUGCCUUGCCAUCUGCUAGGUAUUCAGGAGCCACAUAACCAUGAGUCCCCACAGGAUUCGUCAUGAGGAACGGAAACCGUGUGUCUAUGUGUUUGGCGAUCCCAAAGUCGCCUAGCUUUGCUGUGAAAUCCAUGUCGAGAAGUAUGUUCGCUGGCUUAACAUCUCUAUGAAGGACACAUUUCUCAACCUCUUCAUGGAGAUAGUGGAGGGCUGAGGCCAAGCCAAGAGCUAUGUUGUAUCUCAAGUUCCAUUGCAGGGUUCUCCCAUUACCAAAGAGAUGAGAAUCGAGGCUGCCAUUAGGCAUAUAUUCGUAGACUAAUCCCCAGAGUUUCCAGAUUGUGCAUGGAUUCUCUUAACUGCAACAUGGAGGUCUAAAUCGCUCAAGUUCCCUCUGUAGACAAGUCCUGAACCUCCCUCGCCUAGCC
This is a messenger RNA of Linum tenue, 3756 nucleotides long. The record is from the annotation of a GenBank genome assembly. NCBI's taxonomy places the organism in Eukaryota, Viridiplantae, Streptophyta, Magnoliopsida, Malpighiales, Linaceae.